AUGAGUUUGUACUUACUAUCCAAAUUGUGUUAUUUGCAGCCCAUUCCAUAUCGCAGUCAAUUGCAAGAGAAAAUUGAACCUGGACAAACGUUAAUUAUUAAAGGAUCAACGAUCGAUGAAAGUCAACGGUUUACUGUGAAUUUGCACUGUAAAUCGGCAGAUUUCAGUGGAAAUGAUGUGCCAUUUCACCUUUCAGUUCGAUUUGACGAAGGCAAAAUUGUGAUGAAUAGUUUUAUGAAUGGAGAGUGGGGUAAAGAGGAACGGAAGAGCAUUCCAUUCAAAAAAGGUACACCUUUUGAUAUUCGGAUCCGGGCACAUGAUGAUCGUUUUCAGGUUUUCUGUGAUCAGAAGGAAUUCAAAGAUUUUGAACAUCGUUUGCCGUUGUCCUCUGUAACUCACUUAUCGGUCGAUGGUGAUUUAUAUCUCAACCAGGUACAUUGGGGUGGAAAGUAUUAUCCGGUACCUUAUGAAAGUGGUAUUUCUCAAGGCUUGGGUGUGAGUAAAACUUUAGUGGUAUUUUUGUGUCCAGAAAAGAAAGGCAAGCGUUUCAAUAUCAAUUUACUAAAGAGGAAUGGAGAUAUUGCUCUACAUUUCAACCCGCGUUUUGAUGAAAAGGCAGUUAUUCGUAACGCUCUUCAGAGUGGUGAAUGGGGUAACGAAGAAAAAGAAGGCAAAAUGCCUUUUGAGAAAGGUGUCGGCGCUGAUUUGAGAAUUAUCAACGAGGAAUAUGGAUUUCAGAUUUAUGUAAAUGAUAUGCGAUUUUGCACAUUUGCACAUCGUUCUGAUCCUCAUGACAUCACGGGUUUGCAAAUUCAUGGUGAUGUGGAACUUACGGGCAUACAAAUUCACUGA
Thelazia callipaeda (thelaziosis nematode) is the source of this 852-nucleotide messenger RNA. Lineage: Eukaryota; Metazoa; Nematoda; Chromadorea; Rhabditida; Thelaziidae. The record is from the annotation of a GenBank genome assembly.